Messenger RNA from Phytophthora infestans T30-4, 816 nucleotides. RefSeq lists its product as uncharacterized. Lineage: Eukaryota; Oomycota; Peronosporomycetes; Peronosporales; Peronosporaceae. The coding region runs from base 1 to 816 and encodes 271 amino acids. The record is from RefSeq and is a predicted model, not a curated record. The transcript has 4 exons.
AUGGGAUGCCAGCUGUCGCUGUUUGGCGUGCUGCUCACGUAUGGCCUCCUACCGGCUGGAGAUGAACACCACGGCAUCGCUAUUGCCAAACAGCUGGAGCAAGUACUGGAGCAAGCGCAAGAAGAGAAUUGGCGCUUUGGUGCAAUCAUCACCGACAACGCUGGGCAGUGCGGCCGCGCACGUCGAAUAUUAGCGCUUCGCUGGCCUAACAUUGUUUUAUUUUUAUUUUCAACAUCAGUGAAUCUUUUGAAUGCAUCAUCUAGCAAAUGGCUACCACGUGCACGACGGAUGAUGAAGAAAUGUUACGGGAAAGCACUGGGACUUCGUACACUUUGUGAAACAAGAUGGAAUUCAAUGCAAGGAUGUUUUGCAUCUCUGUUGCGCGCUCAAUCGGCUCUGCAAAUGUUCUUUUGUCGUUACAAAAGCUACACCGACUUCCCGACCCGGUUGCAAGCCUUCGGCGAUCAUCUGUUUUGGGAUGAGCUUAAAGAAGCUGAAGCUGUAAUUGCACCACUAUCGUACGCGUCCUAUCGGCUACAGCGCGAUGAAAAUACGCUUGGUGACGUUGUUUUGUCAUUUCGCGAUAUCCGCAGAGGUUUUCAGGAGCAUUUUGUUCGCUACAGUGCGCUUGUAGAGUGCGUCGAAACCCAACUUCCCAAUACUGCUGUGUCUGGAAUUGGAGCAUUGGACAAGGCAGUCGUGUACUACUACCGUCGGCUUUUUAGCACUGAUGAUAUCGGCCAGAUAAGGCGCGACAUGGUGGCAUGGAUGAAAGGCCGAUUUACAAGACAGAAGGCUAGUGACAUUUUGCCAUAG